AUGGAGUCUAAGGCACAGAUAGAGAAUUGUAAAAAAGUAACAGUAGAUGACAUAGCCGCUGCAAGACGAGUUAUGGAAUGCAGGGUCACAGCCACUUGUCUGCCAGGGUCAAGGGCGACUGCGACGACCACAGGUAUAUAUACGACGAGACACAAGAUGGUCUUAGAACACAUUCCACCUACCGCCGUCAUGACAGCCAUUCAGCGAAGUGUUCAUGACUCAAACCAAGACCUUAUAUGUGAGCAGGUGUUCCUCGCGUUGGCUCUUUCCACCUCCGUCCUCUGCGACGACCUCGGGGGCUUGCUUCACGGGAAAGGCAUCCACCACGCUCCAGCCCACUACGCCUUCAACUACGGGGUUGAGGACGCCUACUUCGGCACCAACUUCGGCCACGCGGAGUCUCGCGACGGCUACAAGACGAAGGGCGUGUUCUACGUGCACCUCCCCGACGGCCGCCUCCAGACGGUCAAGUACUACGCGGACGAGCACGGCUUCCACCCCGAGGUCGCGUACUCGGGGGUCGCGCACCACGCCGCCGGUUACCACUAG
This is a messenger RNA of Penaeus indicus, 549 nucleotides long. RefSeq lists its product as uncharacterized. The transcript has 4 exons. Gene Ontology annotation, cellular component: extracellular matrix. The record is from RefSeq and is a predicted model, not a curated record. NCBI's taxonomy places the organism in Eukaryota, Metazoa, Arthropoda, Malacostraca, Decapoda, Penaeidae. Bases 1 to 549 code for a protein of 182 amino acids.